Molecule: messenger RNA, 1995 nt
Organism: Sorex araneus (European shrew)
Lineage: Eukaryota; Metazoa; Chordata; Mammalia; Eulipotyphla; Soricidae
Gene: ANKRD39
Product: ankyrin repeat domain 39
Exons: 4
Coding region: 35-583 (182 amino acids)
Biological process (GO): protein localization to T-tubule; regulation of cardiac muscle contraction
Cellular component (GO): T-tubule
Molecular function (GO): protein binding
Source: RefSeq, a predicted model, not a curated record
GGGCCACGGCGCUCGCCGCUGGGCCCGGGCCGUCAUGGCGGCGCCGCGGCCGUGCGCGGACGGUGCCUGUUGCUCCCGCCCGGCGGCGGCCGGCGUGCAGCAGACGCUGGAGGAGAUGGACUUCGAGAGGGGGAUCUGGUCGGCAGCCCUGAACGGAGACCUGGGCCGAGUGAAGUACCUGAUCCAGAAGGCCACGGACCCCAGUGAGCCCGACUCGGCCGGCUACACCCCCCUGCACUACGCCAGCCGCAACGGGCACUACGCCGUGUGCCAGUUCCUGCUAGAGAGUGGCGCCAAGUGUGACGCGCAGACCCACGGGGGCGCCACCGCUCUGCACCGGGCCAGCUACUGCGGCCACACGGACAUCGCCCGCCUCCUGCUGUCCCACGGCUCCAACCCCAGGCUGGUGGACGACGACGGCAUGACCAGCCUCCACAAGGCUGCUGAGAAGGGCCAUGUGGACAUUUGCUCCCUCCUGCUGCAACACAGCCCAGCCCUGAAGGCCGUCCGGGACCGGAAGGCAAGACUGGCGUGUGACCUCCUGCCUGCCAACAGUGAGCUGUGGGACCUGCUGGCCACCUGAAGCCCCUCCUGUCCUGCUGGCACACAGGAACAUGGACGCACCCUCCCGGCUGCUGCAGUGCGGGACGCAGGCAGGGCCUGUCUGGCUGCCAUGGGGGUGAGGGCGGACUGAGUGGAUCUGCCUCCUGGUACACGGCGGGCUCUGCGGGAAGACACAGCCGCCGGGGAAGCACAGCAUUGAGCCUGGUCUCCUCAUGGACUGCCUUUGCCCCGCGCACACAGCAGUUGUUGGAAUAAAGACCAGACAGGGAGAUAAAAUGAUCUAUUGAAAGAAACAUUGGAAUUUUGACUGAUUGAAAACUGCUUCCUUGGGGCUGGAGCGAUAGCACAGCGGGUAGGGCAUUUGCCUUGCAUGUGGUCUGACCCAGGUUCAAUUCUCAGCAUCCCAUAUGGUCCCCGAGCACUGCCAGGAGUAACUCCUGGGUGCAGAGCCAGGAGUAAUCCCUGAGCAUCGCUGGGUGUGACCCAAAAAAAAAGAAGAAGAAAAAAACUGCUUCCUAGGGGCUGGAGUGAUAGUACAGCAGUUGGGAUCCUUUGCACGAAGCCGACCCAGGUUCAAACCCUGGCAUCCCAUAUGGUCCCCUGAGCCCACCAGGAGUAAACCCUGUGCAUCGCCAGGUGUGGUCCCCAAACCAAGAAAAUUUAAAAAAAUAAAACCUGCAAUCUAGGCAGAUUAUCUUGGUCGAAGUCACUUAGCAUCUGCUGUGUUCCAGUGCAAGUGAUUGUCGGCCUGUGAGCUGGUCACUGGCUACAUGCUCUGGACAGAUCCUGACACGCUCUGCAGCUUGCUUCUCCCACAGCCUUAUCAAUACUGGGGUCUUUUUGCUUUGUUUCGGGCUCCCAGAUCUCACACGUGACACGUGUGCACUCUACCUGAGCUGCAUCCCCACUUGUCCAUAUUGGUGUGUUCUUUGCUUUUCAUUAGGGAGGGUUGGAGUCACACCAGGUGGGGCUCGGGACUGUUUUGGGCAGUGCUCAGGGAACAUCCAUGGUACUGAUGGUUGGAACCAGGGUCGGCUGUGUGCAAGAAGUGCCUUAACCCUGCUCUGUCCCUCCAGCCCCGGUACUUGCUUUUGCACUGCAGUCAGUUGUCAGUGUCUAAAAUCUGAUAGAUUUUAGAUGUGCUAUUCCUUUGAUUUUGCACGGCCAAUUCCUGUUGAAAUGAAGCACCUUCUAGCUUCUGUGAACUUCUCCAUGCUCAUUUAAAUUUGUUUCUUCAGGGCCGGAGUGAUAGCACAGCGGGUAGGGUGUUAGCCUUGCACGUGGCCAACCCGGGUUCGAUACUCAGCAUCCCAUAUGGCCUCCCAGGAGUAAUUCCUGAGUGCAAAGCCAGUACUAACCCCUGUGCAUCGCCGGGUGUGACCCAAAAAGGAAAAAAAAAAAAAAAAACAAAUAAACUUGUUUCUUUGUAUA